Molecule: messenger RNA, 3129 nt
Organism: Saccharomyces mikatae IFO 1815
Lineage: Eukaryota; Fungi; Ascomycota; Saccharomycetes; Saccharomycetales; Saccharomycetaceae
Gene: TBS1
Product: Tbs1p
Exons: 1
Coding region: 1-3129 (1042 amino acids)
Biological process (GO): regulation of DNA-templated transcription; DNA-templated transcription
Molecular function (GO): DNA-binding transcription factor activity, RNA polymerase II-specific; zinc ion binding; DNA binding
Source: RefSeq, a predicted model, not a curated record
AUGGAUCCUGGUUUUACAAGUGAUCAUGAAACUAUGAAUGAGUCAAAAAAUCGAAGCUCUGGCGGGAGCAGUCAGCAGCAGAAUCAUAGAUUUGAGAAUACUGGAAUCUUGAUGGGUUCCACUGUCCCGACGAUUCCGCCAGUGUCAUCUAACUUUCCGCCUGCCUUAAGUGGUUCUCUCAUGUCACCUCAGUUGAGCCCUUUUCCAGAUUAUCGUUUGAGACAACAUCCAUUGGCCCAAAUGAUUCCUACGGAUAAAAGCUUUCUAACUUAUAGUAUGGAAUCUUUCAAAAGUAGAGUAACUAAAGCAUGUGAUUAUUGUCGAAAGAGGAAGAUUAGAUGCACAGAGAUUGAUCUGGCGUAUGGGAGGUGUAGAAACUGUAUCAAAUAUAACAAGGAUUGUACGUUUCAUUUCCAUGAAGAAUUGAAAAGAAGGCGGGAAGAGGCGUUGAAUAGUAAAGAAAAUGGGAAGUCAGUUAAGAAGCUCAAAUGUGAUAAGGAAAAUACGGUGGAAGACGAGAGUUCCGAUACAGCCGCACGAUCGAGCAACGCUUCGUCUACAGGAAGCCCACCCAAACUACCACAGUCCACUUUAUUACAAGAAAUUGAAGAAGGACCUGCCUGUCAGAGCGCAGAAAAUAAGGAAGAUGAUGAUUUGUCAGACCUUGUUCCCAUUGAUAAGGAAAUUCUUGAAAAAAUGGAACUCAACCAUACUAAAGUUUCCAGAAAAGUCUUUGUGUUGGAAGAAAUUUGUAAGAAAAUGAAAGGAACGAUAGAGAAACUCGUUGAAGAAACUAAAAUUGACGUUCUUGAUAAAGAGUACAUGAAGCGGCCCAAAAGAAAGCAAUAUUCAAAGGCCUUGUUAACAAAACAGAAAAUGUUUCAUUUUCGACAGAAUGUUUCAUCACAUUUAACUGACGAAGAGUUUCUAUCACCCAUUAAUGAAAUGUUCACAACCACCUUUAAAUACUUUAUUUUGCAAACUAAGUUGGCACUCGAUUUCUCUUUUCGAUCUGCAUCAUCUCCAUCCAGCGACAAUAUUCUGUAUCCUUUGCCCCGUUUAGCGAUUGCAAAGCGUUUGCUGGAAAACAUAAAAUGCCCGUCCUUAGCUUCUCUCCUCCAUAUAACAGAUGUAGAUCAAUGUCUAGAAUUUGCUGAGAUUUACUGUGAUCCUCUCAAAGGAAGACUGACUCCCUCACAAGCAUUUUUGUUGAAUAUUUGCUUAUGCCUUGGAGCUACCGUGUCUAAUUUUGGAGAGAAGCAAGAGCUAAUUGAUGAAGGAAGUCAUGAAAUCUAUUAUUUUGAGAAAUUUGAAUUGUGGAGGCUCAGAUCUUUCACUUUUCUCAAUUCUGUCUACUACUACCAUAAACUAUCUGUGGCGCGUGCAGAUAUGACGGCAUUGAAGGCAUUGCUUUUACUGGCAAAGUUUACCCAACAAAAAAUUAGUGCUUCAUCAGCGGUUAAAGUUCUUUCCGUGGCGAUCAAAGUGGCUUUGGAUUUACGACUGAAUUUGCAUUCUACUUAUGAAGAUCUAGAGCUUGAUGAAAUUCUCGAAAGAAGGCGUUUAUGGUGUUAUUGUUUUUCAACGGACAAAUUCUUUUCUGUAGUAUUGUCAAGACCGCCGUGUCUGAAGGAGGAAAACACAGAUGUAUUGACGGAUGAAAGUUACGUUGGACUCUUCCGGGAUAAAAUUCUGCCGAAGCUUUCCAAAAAAUAUGAUGAUACAAGACUAAGAAGGGUGAAUGAUAUUGUCUCCGUUGUAAACUUUCUCGCGAACCACCUUGAAUAUACACCAUACAUUCAAUCAUAUUUUUUAUCAAGAUUAUCUCUUAUAGAGUCUCAAAUAUAUUACGCAUGUUUUUCUAUUAGAACAACCCUAGACGAUACACUGGAUGAAAUUAUUGAUAAAGUACUAGAAAAUCAAAAAUCACUAGACAGGAUGCGAGAUGAUUUGCCAAUUAUAUUAUCGCUAGAUAACUACAAAAAAAAUAUGAAAAUUUUAUCUUUGGAGUCCCCAAAGUUAGAGUUUGAAAUAAAUUGUUGUAACACUAUUCUUUUACACCUCAGAUGGUAUCAUCAAAAGAUAACCUUGAGUUUGUUUGUUAUAUCUAUCAUUAGGGACAAUUUGGACCAGCGUGAAAGUUCUCGGCAUGAUAUAGCUGAAAUUAUUAGAACAUCAAGGAUCAAUUUUAAAGAAAAUUGCAUCGAAGUAUUGAACGUUUUGAAAGAUUUUGAAUACUAUCCUGCUGUUCAGAAUGAUUUUUUGUAUUUUUCUCUCACAACAGUUUUCUCCAUGUUUCUUUACUUGUCAGAGAUUAUGGUAAAUGAUGAAAAUGCCAUGGAAACCGGCUAUAUUAUUGGGUUAUUAAAGGAUACGCAUACUCGUAUGCUGGGAUCUGAAAAAAAUUAUCUUUCCAUAUACAAUCUAAAAUGGCAGACAUCUCUUUUCUUUUAUACUUUUUUUUUACGAAGUACAAUAGAAAAGUUCAACCUCACAAGUAAGUACGCGAAAUUUUAUGCAUUUGACUCAAAAUAUUAUGAAACUAUACUCGACAAGUUGGUUAAGCAUACCAGAGACUCGAAAGAUGACAUGGUAGAGCUUUUGAAAACUUCAUUCAUAAAUAAGGAGAAGAUGGCUUCAUUUGGCAGUUUUGCUACAAAAGAUCAAGAGAAAAUGAAAAUGUCUUUCAAUCUUUUAAAUGAAAUAACGAUCCAGGAUUUGAACUUUCUGCAACUUUCGAGCAUUCCAAAAUUAUGGGGAGAUACAGCUGUGAAUUCCACCAAAGAAAUCAACCGCAAUGAGAAUAGCAAUUCUAAAAAAAACGAUGAUUAUGAUGGUUAUGAUAAUAAUGAAAACAAUAUUAAAAACAAUAGUAAAAAUAAGAUUAAUGUCAAUUACAAUGAUGAUGAUGAUGAUGAUGAUGAUGACGAUAAUUAUGACAGAUCCUUAUUCCCAACAGGGUUAACUUCGCUGCUGGAUGAGAUAUAUUCAGAUCGAACAGUAAAUGAUAACAAUGAUGAGAAUGAAAAGUCAAGCAAAUUAUUCCAGAAGAUUGAAGAUCACUUGGAGCACGGUGUAUUUUUUUACGAUCGAGAUUUCUUCUUCAAGAAUGUAUGUGUGAAGAUGUAA